AUGGACGAUGAUCGAAUCAGAUUGCUGCUGGAGGAAUCAAGUUCUAGUUCUAGCUACGAGGACGAAAAUGACAGUGAGGUGGAAGACCAUGUGAAGGAACAGACAGAGACUUACGACACCGAGCAAGAGGGCGACGAUGAAGAGCCACGUGAGGUAGAAGGUAGUGAGAGUUCCCGCGAUUUUUACUUAGGAAAAGAUGGAAGGACAUGGUGGAAUAAAUCUCCUCCUGCUAAUCCAACUAGGCGACGAGCAAGAAAUAUAGUUACCCAACUUCCAGGUGCUAGAGGAGAAGCUAGAAAUUUGAAGGAACCAGGUGAGAUAUGGAAGCUUUUCUUCUCUGAGGGUACUAUAAAUCUGAUCGUAAAGUACACUAAUGAGCAGAUCAAUCGACUGAAACCUAAUUUCUCAAGAGAAAGAUACUGUACUGACACAGACAACAUUGAAAUUGAAGCCUUUUUAGGUCUUUUUCUGUUUACUGGAGUCAGAAGAAACGGACGUCUAAAUGCCAAAGAUUUUUUCAAAACAGACGGAUCAUCCCCAGAGAUAUUUAGACUGACUAUGAACUUUAGCAGGUUCUAUUUAUUGAUGCGUUGUCUCAGAUUUGACAACAAAGAUACACGAGAAGAGAGACUCAAUCUGGACAAGCUGGCACCUAUUAGAGAGUUGUUCGAUGAAGUUGUGGGAGCGUUCAAAAAAUAUUACAGUGUGUCACAGUAUGUUACGAUUGACGAAAAAUUAGAGGCUUUUAGAGGACGUUGUGGCUUUCGUCAGUAUAUUCCGUCGAAACCCAACAAAUAUGGGAUAAAAAUAUACGCCUUGACAGAUGCCAAGAUGUUUUAUACGCAAACCAUGGAAGUCUACCUGGGAAAACAACCAGACGGUCCAUAUCAAGUCGACGACUCCGCUGUGGCUUUGGUUUUGCGACUGAGUGAAAAUAUUUACAAUACUGGGCGUAAUAUCACCUGUGAUAAUUUUUUUACCAGCAUUCCAUUGCUAGAUAAGCUUGAGUCUCAAUACAAAUUGACUGUCAUUGGAACGAUUCGUAAAAACAAAAGGGAGUUGCCUAAAGAAUUCACGGAAGUAAGAGGUAGAGCCGAAAAAUCCAGUUUAUUCGGGCAAUUGCAGUCUAGUAUCCUAUGUACCGAAAAAGGGCAAAAAUGUCCUUCUUGUAUCCAGCAUGCACGAUGA
This is a messenger RNA of Achroia grisella, 1188 nucleotides long. RefSeq names its product piggyBac transposable element-derived protein 4-like. Bases 1 to 1188 code for a protein of 395 amino acids. The transcript has a single exon. The record is from RefSeq and is a predicted model, not a curated record. NCBI's taxonomy places the organism in Eukaryota, Metazoa, Arthropoda, Insecta, Lepidoptera, Pyralidae.